AUGCCCGCACCCGACUGCAGAGCCGGCACUCCUAGCGACCUUCCUCUACGUCCUGUCCUCGCUCCUCUCCAUGCCGCUCCCCCGCGCUGCACUCUCUGCCUCCCCCGCGCCCUCCUCCAUCCUCCAUCACCACCACAUCCGAGCGGGCAGUCAUCUUCCUCCCUCUCCACCGUGCUCACCGACGGUCGCGCAGGAGAGGGAGUCGGGCCUCCAGUUGCUUCGUCUUCCUGGGCCGUCCUUGUCCUUGCGAAGCGCCACACCUGCGACUCCCUGCGUCACGAGCCGCAGCUCGGGGCUCGGAUCCGGCCGCAGACGCCGUGCCUUCUCUACACCAACGCGUCCUCCGGCGCGAGCGCCGCGGGCCUCUACAGCCUCGCAGAGGAGAAGCCGUACACGCUCGCUCUCCCGGACCCUCCUAUCCGCAGCUGCUACCUCAUCGGCUCGGCCUACGGCUGGAUCGUCACCGUCGACAGGAGGUCCGAGCUCCACCUCCUCAACCCCAUCACGGGUGACCAGAUCGACCUCCAGUCCGUCACCACCAUCGAUCUGGUCAAGCCACUCCGCGACUGUCACGGUGCUGUUCGCCUGUACGAGUACUCAUGGUACACUGCAACCCACACAGAACGCUCAACGCCAUCAGUCUUUCGCCUUCACAAGCUGCGGGACUAUGUCUUUCAGAAGGCGUUCUUGUCCAACGAUCUGUCCACUGGAGCCUACACUGUUGUGCCCAUCCAUAACCCGUACUGGCAGCUCUCGUUCGCGAGAGCCGGGGAUGACCACUGGACUUGGUUGCCAGACGGUGUUAUGUAUGCAGAUUGUGUCUUUAAGGACGAUGGCCUACUGUAUGCAAUGCGGGUUGAUGGUGAAAUCCACGCAUACGAUCUAAGUGACCCUGCAUUGAAACCACGAGUUGUCAUGGAUGGGUUUAAGGUCGGGCCUGGUGGAAUCUACAUUGUCCAAGCUCCAUGUGGUGAUCUGCUGCAAAUUCACAGGGAUCUUGAGUAUCCUGAUGAGGAGGAUGAAGAGGUGCCUGGUGACGAACCUGACUUAGACCCACCAGACGAUGAUGAGUAUUUCUCAGAACCGGACAGGGCUACAUCAGAAUAUGAUGCAGAACCGGCGUGGUGGAGCGUAUCAGAAGAUGGUGCAGAACCAGAGUUAGACUCUGCCACUUCACGAAAAGGUUGUGUUCAAAGUAUAUAG
Molecule: messenger RNA, 1203 nt
Organism: Miscanthus lutarioriparius
Lineage: Eukaryota; Viridiplantae; Streptophyta; Magnoliopsida; Poales; Poaceae
Source: the annotation of a GenBank genome assembly